AUGAACCCCACUAAAGAAAGACAAUAUCAACAUCUUGCUCAACAACUGGAAACACUUCAAAAUAAUUUAAAAAUAACAAAUGGAGAGUUAGUGAAACUGAAUAAUUCUGUUAAUAAAAACAUGAUAGAUCAAAUAGGGAAAAUUAAUUAUGCCUGGUUUUUUGGUUCAAAAGAAUGCUUUGAAGAGAGAUUUUCUAAUAGAAACGAUCCAAUAAACUGA
Molecule: messenger RNA, 219 nt
Organism: Henningerozyma blattae CBS 6284
Lineage: Eukaryota; Fungi; Ascomycota; Saccharomycetes; Saccharomycetales; Saccharomycetaceae
Gene: HSK3
Product: Hsk3p
Exons: 1
Coding region: 1-219 (72 amino acids)
Source: RefSeq, a predicted model, not a curated record